Ochotona curzoniae (black-lipped pika) is the source of this 669-nucleotide messenger RNA. RefSeq names its product basic proline-rich protein-like. The transcript has a single exon. The coding region runs from base 1 to 669 and encodes 222 amino acids. Lineage: Eukaryota; Metazoa; Chordata; Mammalia; Lagomorpha; Ochotonidae. The record is from RefSeq and is a predicted model, not a curated record.
AUGCCCCCUCCCCCUCUGCGAUGUCCCAGUUUAAAACCGAUUGCCAACGAUCCCGGGCCGGAGUUUGCAGAAAGGGUCAGGAGGAGCCAUCCCCGACCGCGGCCGGCCGAGCACGCCCAGCGGCCGCUGACCCCAUCUGUCCGUGGAGGGCGCGAGGAGGACGGCCCCGCGCGGGGUCCCUCGGCCCCUCGGCCCCGCACGCUCCCCCGAGGCCCAGAACCCGGUGCGGGACGCCCGGUCCCCGACAACAAAGGCGCCUCCCGCGCUCCCCUCCCCCCGCCGCCGCACGCACCUGCCCCGGGAGGACAGCUCGGCCGCCGCGUCGUCCUGGCCGGCCCGGCCGCGGCCGGGAGGGUGGUGCUGGGGGGUGGCCGGGCGCCGGCCCCGCGGCUCCCCACGCUCCCCACGGGCGCCCCGCCGCUCCCCACGAGCGCCCCGCCGCCGCUGACUAACGGCCCCCGGCGGGAGGCGCCGAGGCGGCCGCCUGCUCCCGGGCCUCGCGCCCCGCGCCGCCGUGGCCGCUGCCGCCGCCUCCCGCUCGGGGACGCUGAGCGCGCGCGGCCGCCUCCGUCUCUCCCGCAGUCGGCCGGCCGGCCGGGUGGCUGCUCCCGCGGGGCGCCGCCGAGCCGCGAGCCGGUCACUCGGACUGCAGGACGGCGUCCAGGCUGA